This is a messenger RNA of Salmo salar (Atlantic salmon), 3416 nucleotides long. The record is from RefSeq and is a predicted model, not a curated record. Lineage: Eukaryota; Metazoa; Chordata; Actinopteri; Salmoniformes; Salmonidae.
UGUCGUGAUUCAUUCUGAUCUAUAACAUGCAUUCAAACUGUUAUAUUUAAUUACAGUUUAAAUGAAAGUUAUUUUACGCACAACAGUUAAUUGCUGAAGACGUCUUCCUGAUACGGGAAACCUCUCUUUGGAAUUCUUUACUAUACUCCAUUCAUCAACAUUGCGCAGAAACUAUAUGCCACUUGUUUUGCCCGCUAUCAGUCUGCUCUAAAACGCGCCUAUAAUCUCUUUUUUUUUUUACGUCCUCCCUUCCUGGAUUGUGGAAAUAAAGUGGUGAAUUGAUUCGGAUCACAGUCGGAGUAAAGUUUGCGUUUUUUUUCAAGCAGGAGUCUGUCUGGUCUAGGCUGACUAUCCCUGAGGAGGUUAGUCUGGGACGGAGGUGCCAUGCCACAGGCUGCAGACAUGAUCAACAUGGCCUUCCUGACCGACUCGGAGCGGGAGCUGAUCCUGGAGGUGUUGCGGCGGGACGAGGAGCUGAGGCAGACCGAGGAGCAGCGUGUCCGCAAGCUAAAGACAGAGCUGCUGGACAUAAAGAGGAAGGGGGCCAAGCGCAGCAGUGGGAGGUACAGUGAGCGCAGCUGCGGUCGCUGCCAGGAACCACUGGGUCGACUGUCUGCCAGCUCCAGCCAAUGUAGGGCAUGUAAACACCAAGUGUGCCGCAACUGCCGCGCAGUGCGCCCCAAUGGAUCCUGGCUGUGCAGUGUGUGUGCCAAAGAGGCUGAUCUAAAGAAGUGCACUGGAGACUGGUUUUAUGACCAGCGAGUCAACCGCUUCUCCACCACCCCUGGACACGACAUAGUGAGAGCUUCCCUCAAAAAGAGGUCCCCAUUGAGGAAGAGGGAGACCAUGGGAGAGCAACUGUUGAAGAGUACAGAGUUGAAACCCGGCCAGCCGACCAUCCCUGUUCCCCGACCCAGACUGAUGGACCUAGCGGCCUCCAACAAGUACCCGCCAGACAAAGUUUCAGAAGAACCAGUGGCAGUUGAGAAGAAGCCACAGCACCAGCGCAGUGACACUAAAUCUGCAGAGAAAGCCAGCCUGAACACUGUCAGGACAGAGACGGAGCCCUCUCUUGGGACUCCUUUCUUACCAACGAAGAAGAAGAGCACAGGUCGGUCCAGUCCAGCAGGUUCCAGUGUGUCCAGUAUUCCAGUCAAAGUAGAAAGCACAGGUAGCCACAGCUCCAACUUAGACACGUCCUCCAUAGUGAAUCGUCGUAGUGUAAGUCCCUGCACAGGGUCUGUCUUAUUGGAAGACGACGGGCUUUUCAAGAAGAGCGUCAGACAAGGUCAGAAACCCUCUGAAUUCACAUCUGUGCUGGACCUGCGUAAGGAAGUAUCGGAGGGCUCUAUGGGUGACAGAAGCAAGUCUGUGCCUGGUCUCAAUGUGCCGGAUGACGAGGAGGAUGAUGAGGACAUUGAUAACUUGGUGAGCAUCCAUAGAAAGACAGUGGGCUCAAGUACCUCAAAUCUUCGCGGCUCCAAGAGUACACUGGGGAGUCUGAUGAGUAUUUACAGUGAGGCAGGAGAUUAUGACUGCGUGGAGGUGAGCGGGGACAUCGUGUUCUCUCUCAGCUACGAUGACACCACCCAUAGCCUGGCCGUCCUCGUCAAGGAGUGCCGCUCGCUGGCCCACGGGGACGCCACACGCCAGCGUUCCAACCCGUAUGUCAAGUGCUAUCUUCUCCCUGACAAGUCUCGCACGGGUAAAAAGAAAACCAGCAUCAAACGAAACACAGUGGACCCCACCUACAAUGAGACCCUAAAGUUCUCCAUCAGUCGCUCCCAGGUGCUCACUCGUUCCCUCCAGCUCUCUGUCUGGCACCAUGACCGCUUGGGCCGUAAUGCCUUCCUGGGAGAGGUAGAGGUACCUCUGGACUGCAGGGACCUUGACAGCCAACACGAGGAGUGUGUGGCGCUCAUGGGAAAAGCAUCACCACUGCAGUCCUCUGCCUUCUCUCAGUACAAAGGAGAACUGGUGAUUUCCCUGAAGUAUGUCUCGACUAAGAAACCACCCACCGAGAAGACUAAAGGCAAGACUCUUUCUCUAGGCAACAAGUCAAAGACGGAGGAGGGAGGGGAAUUGCACGUCUUGAUCAAAGAGGCCAAGAACCUGACGGCAAUGAAAGCAGGGGACACGUCGGAUUCCUUUGUGAAAGGAUACUUGUUGCCAUCGAAGUCCAAGUCCACUAAGAGGAAGACUCCGGUGGUGAAGAAGACUCUGAACCCUCACUACGACCACACAUUUGUGUACAAAGACCUGACCCUGGACCAGCUGAGUAAGAUGUGUCUGGAGCUGACUGUGUGGGACCGGGAGGCCAUCUCCAGUAAUGACUUCCUGGGUGGGGUUCGACUCGGCACAGCCACACUGAAGGUUGGCAAGGAGGAAGUGGAGGCGGACUCAACAGGGGAGGAGGUGUCUCUGUGGCAGAAGAUGAUGCAAUACCCUGACUCGUGGGCAGAGGGCUCUCUUCCAUUACGCUCCUCUAUGGGCAAGAACAAGAGCAAGUGAGGACUCCACCUCAUAACCUGAGAGAAGAGCAAUUGACAAAGGGCAAUCCCUCAACUUUUUAUCACCAUUAUUAUCUGUAACCAAAAGACUAUCACAGCUGUGUCUAACUGCAAGCACCAAAAAAAAAAGUGCUUUUGAAAGCAUAUAUAGUAAAUUCAUCUGAGGUCUUCAGGUAUUUGCUAGCAGAAAUAUGAAAUGAUACGUUUGAAUGCAAGGUUGUGUGUUUAAUCAUGCAAAUGCUUUUUAAAAUCAUAAACCGCACUAACCAAAGAGUUGCUCAAAUUCAACAACUCAUGUUUAAUUGACAUUUGUUUCACAUAUUUCUUCAAGCUAAAUUCCAUCCAUGAUCAGAAAACCAUUUAAUUAUUAACUAUGGUGCUUCAUGGGGGUUGCCAGGUUUUCAGUUUCAGGCUGAAUCUCUGUUGCACUCGAAGGCACUGAAAAAUGGUGUCCAUUUUUGGUCCAUAUCAUAUUUUGUGUGGUGCUUCAUGGCAAUCAAAUGAAAACUACUGUACCUGUGAUAGGGAUGUCAAGCAUGUGGUACAUUGAAAUAUGUAUGUAAAUAUGAUCAGUUGCACUAAAAGUGACCCAUUUUUAUUUCUCAACCUCUAUCCUCUUAUUUAUAGUCUUGAAAGUAAAUGUCAUUAUCUUUCAUACUGUAACUUGAGUCAAGUUUGCUUCUACUAUGGCUCACAGGCACCUAAAAUGGGGAGGACAGGAUCGUGGUAAUGACUGGAGCGAAAUAAGUGGAAUGGUAUCAAAUACAUCAAACGCAUGGUUUGAUGCCAUUCCACUCUCUCCGUUCUAGCCGUUAUUAUGAGCCAUCCUCCCCUCAGCAGCCUCCACUGCUAUGACUGUAUCAAAUAUUUUAUUCAUUCACCUAAUAAAUAUGUGAAAUGCCUAAA